CUGGGACUAGGUUUCGGCGGCCGCUGCGAUGACCCAAAUAAAGGCAGAUCCCGAAGGGCCCGAGGCUCAGGCGGAGGUGUGUUCCGGGGAGCGCACCUACCAGGAGCUGCUGGUCAACCAGAACCCCAUCGCGCAGCCCCUGGCUUCUCGCCGCCUCACGCGGAAGCUCUACAAAUGCAUCAAGAAAGCGGUGAAGCAGAAGCAGAUUCGGCGCGGGGUGAAAGAGGUUCAGAAAUUUGUCAACAAAGGAGAAAAAGGGAUCAUGGUUUUGGCAGGAGACACACUGCCCAUUGAGGUAUAUGGCCAUCUCCCAGUUAGGUGUGAGGACCGAAAUCUGCCCUAUGUCUAUAUCCCCUCUAAGACGGACCUGGGUGCAGCCGCAGGCUCCAAGCGCCCCACCUGUGUGAUAAUGGUCAAGCCCCACGAGGAGUACCAGGAGGCUUACGACGAGUGCCUGGAGGAGGUGCAGUCCCUGCCCCUACCCCUAUGAGGGGCUCCGGUAGCACCUGGGCACCUGCCGCUGGAAGCUACUGGGCUGACGGCAGGACGACUGGCUGUCCUCCUGCCCACCCACACUGACGGCAUCUUCCCAGUUCCCCAAGGCACGCCUUCUUCCCAGGCAGCUCUAACAGCCCUUUCAUGAAGGUAAUGCUAGUCUUCUGUCCAUCAGUGCCAUUUCCUGUAGAACUAAAGGCUGUUCCAAGAAUGUAGGGUGGAGAAAGUAAAUGCUAAGACUAAAAAAAAAAAAAAAAAAAAAAAAUUGGCUGGGCA
Gorilla gorilla gorilla (western lowland gorilla) is the source of this 771-nucleotide messenger RNA. RefSeq names its product H/ACA ribonucleoprotein complex subunit 2. Gene Ontology annotation, molecular function: RNA binding. The transcript has a single exon. Lineage: Eukaryota; Metazoa; Chordata; Mammalia; Primates; Hominidae. Bases 29 to 490 code for a protein of 153 amino acids. Gene Ontology annotation, cellular component: nucleolus. The record is from RefSeq and is a predicted model, not a curated record.